This is a messenger RNA of Helianthus annuus (common sunflower), 819 nucleotides long. RefSeq lists its product as uncharacterized. Lineage: Eukaryota; Viridiplantae; Streptophyta; Magnoliopsida; Asterales; Asteraceae. The transcript has 2 exons. The record is from RefSeq and is a predicted model, not a curated record. The coding region runs from base 1 to 819 and encodes 272 amino acids. Gene Ontology annotation, biological process: DNA repair; telomere maintenance. Gene Ontology annotation, molecular function: DNA helicase activity.
AUGAGUGACAGGCGAUGUUUUGAGUCACUUGAUAAAACACUGAGGGAUAUACUAGAUAAUUCAUGUGAUCCUUUCGGUGGAAAAUCAGUAUUGUUAGGCGGCGAUUUUAGACAGACACUUCCUGUUAAACCAAAGGCUACAAAGUCUGCCAUCAUUAAUUCAUCCUUGCCCAAAUCAUAUUUAUGGAGUUGUUUCAAAGUGAUGAAGCUAACUGAAAAUAUGCGGCUUCAUCGACCUAAUCUAAGUAGCAAGGACAAAGCGGACAUCGCGUGGUUUUCUUCAUGGCUACUCGAUGUUGGUGAUGGUAAGAUAGGUGAACCUAUUGUAGAAAACGACUCCGACAGUAAAAAUAUAGAUAUUCCAUGGGAGUUUCUUGUGCCCUUUUAUGAUAAUUCUUUGUCUGAGCUUAUUCGAUUCAUUUACGAUGAAGACACGCUUCGCAAUCCGACAAUAGCAAAGUUCUCAGAUAAAGCUAUCGUCUGCCCUAAAAAUAAAACAGCUGAUGAAAUCAACAACUUAGUCCUCAGUAUGUGUGAAGACUCAACUGUAACCUACUUAAGUUCAGAUUCAAUGAUCCCACACGCAAAUGAUAGAGGAGAUACCGAAAUGCUUUAUCCAGUCGAAUACCUUAACGUCUUAAGUUUCAGCGGAUUACCGCCACAUCGUUUAGACUUGAAAGUCAACACUCCGAUAAUUUUGCUGCGAAACAUUAAUCAGACUUCAGGCCUCUGCAAUGGAACAAGGCUAUUAAUAUCUAGAUUAUUACCAAAGAUCAUUGAGGCUCAAGUUAUAACUGGAAUUGCUGUAGGAAACUGCUAA